Molecule: messenger RNA, 6026 nt
Organism: Vespa velutina
Lineage: Eukaryota; Metazoa; Arthropoda; Insecta; Hymenoptera; Vespidae
Product: protein bowel-like
Exons: 3
Coding region: 2467-4170 (567 amino acids)
Biological process (GO): embryonic pattern specification; embryonic hindgut morphogenesis; embryo development
Cellular component (GO): nucleus
Molecular function (GO): RNA polymerase II transcription regulatory region sequence-specific DNA binding; DNA-binding transcription factor activity, RNA polymerase II-specific
Source: RefSeq, a predicted model, not a curated record
AGUAAAAAUAAAGAAGAAAAAGAAAAUGUUUCUUUGAAAAAAUCUUUAGAAAGUAAUCGUUCGUGAGGAGACUGUACGAGAACUCGGUACGUACACGUGUUAUUAGAGUGACCGCCGAGGCAGCCUAAUUAUGCAAAACCACAUUCGCGUGUUCGGCCAGUGGCGAACGUUGUAAAACGAGCAAGUAUGUGUAUGACUUGGAAAAGGCGUACACACGGCAGCAUAAGAACAACGACGUAGAGGUGGACAAAAUUUGAGAGACCGCCUGCCAUUGAGACGAAAUCGACCGCGAACGAAUGUACAGGGAAGUAAUAAUGUUCGGUGGGUGAUUUCUCCUUCAAUAUAUCCAUUCAUUUUUCUUCUUAUGAAAAAUCAACGAAAGUAAAAUUUAUUAAUAGAAAAGUGACUCUAGACGAGUAUAGUUUUAACAAACGGAGUCUUUAUAAUCGUUCGUAGAAACCUUCCGUGCAUAUAGAUCCCCAUAAACCGAUAAGAACCAGUUUUAGAUUUGAAAUUAUCGGCCGGAAUUGCUAAGCCACGUAACUACAUUCCGUGAAUUUUUUCUUUCCUUUUCUAUAAAGGUUCACCUAAGUCGACAUAUUUCAGAUAACAAUCUACCUUUCAAGUUAGUUCCUAACUCAAUCAAAGAUAGUAUUACAAAGACAUAUAAGUAAAAUAGUGAAACAAAGAAUAUAGAGUACCAUUAACUCCUAUAUUCCAUUGUCUCAAACACAAAAUAGGAUCUAAAUAUUCAUUUUGGACAAUGAAAAAGAAAACUGAGAACAAGAAUCGACUCCACGAGUUCUCGAUAAUUUUGUAAGAAGAAUUGAGGGCCCCAGAUAGAGUCGGUCCGUGGUUGGUAUCCGUUUGAUAGCAGAUAGCAGGCCGAACGACGCUGGUAUGUUCUCAUUACGCGUCGUGCAGGUAUGCGGUGGCCGGUUCGUGGGUCCCGUGCACGUAGUAACACCGUCUUGGUCCAUCUCUCUCUCUCUCUCCCCCCCCCUCUCUCUCUCUCUCUCUUUCUUUCAUUUUCUCAUAUUCUCUUCUCCUUCCUCUUAACUUUCACGGAGCUUGGCAUCCCUUCCAAUCGGAUCCCGCCUUUAUGUCCUUCUCUUUGACUCCCUGAGCGGAAUAAAGCGACGAUUCCAACGAGUCACCGUGCGGCAAAUCGACGCACCGCACAAGAAAGUGCUUCGAGUCACACAAAUUUAAGGACAGGUCCUUUUAGAGUCAGUUCGAUCGAAACGUAGUAGAAGUUCCUUCUUUUACAUUUUCGAAACUAACUUUUCGCUGUUUAUCUUAGCCCAUUCGAACUCGUUGAAAUCUUUGUAUCUUCUCUUCUCUUCUCUCUCUCUCUCACUCUCUCUCUCUCUCUCUCUCUCUCUCUCUCUCUCUCUCUCUCUCUCUCUCUCUCUAUCUCUCUCCAACUUUGAACGGUGAUCUUCUCGGUGACGUUGCUCGCUGGACGCUGGCGAUCGUAGUCCUCGAGAUACGUUAUGGUAGUAGUAACACUCCGAUGUGGUGGAAUGGAUCGACCAUGUGAAAGAGAGAGAGAGAGAAAAAGAGAGAAGAGGGAACUAGUUCACCGAAGAAAACGACGCCAGAGGCAGUUGCAUGCUGUACCAAUCGUUCUCUUCUUCUUCUUCGUAACUUCGUAUAGCGAAUAUCGAGAAUAUUCGGAUAUCUUUUAAGAUUUUUCUUAUGACUGUUGCUUUUCCAAAAUUUUCAUGAGGAAAAGUCAAAAAGAAACGAGAAAGACAUGUGUCUUUUUUCGUUUUUAAAAAGAAGCAACUCGCAAAAGUAUUAUCGUAAAGCUUCCGAAACGUUGAGCAACACGAUAACUCAAUCCUCAGAGAGAAAGAGAGAGAAUGUAACCGAGUAUGUACUCAGGCCCUUCUUAUCUCGAGGAUGCACACUGAAAACACAGGCCAUGCGAUUGAUUCGUUCGUCCUACCAGAUACCUGCCACGUUUAAGUUUCGAUGCGGUCAACCGUGAGAGGAGAGUCUCAGGCCAUUGGUUUCGCUCGUUUCGGAAAAAGACCGAGAAACCACGGAGAGUCAUAAAGCAAUAAACGGCGCGUUUCCUCGAUUACGAGAAUCUUAUCGUCUUUAUUACCGAUAUAGAAUGUAAUAACUCGAAAGUCGAUUGCUUAAAAUAUGAAGAAACGAAACAAGGAAAAGAUAAAGAAAUAAAGAAAUCGAUUUUCGAGUUCAUCUUAAAAAAAAAAAGUCGAAUCUCCAAGAACUUGGUUCGCAGCUGAUCGCGAUGAUUUGCAUGUUGACUCGUAAUUUCAAAUGGAAACUAAGAAGAACUAGGAGCGUCAGUCCAAGAAGGUAGAAUGAAUCGGUUCUCAGGUGUAAAACCGGCUGGGCGUCGGCGGCUGCUGCCAGAAGAAAGAGACGGAAAGGGAAAAAAAGAAGUAGCGAAGGGGCAGGGAGCAAGGAGGGUGAUAAGAAGUCUUCGAUAUGCCGACGGAUCUAGUCGUGACGCCGGCUUCGGCCACGGCUUCUGAAGAAUCCAGCAGAGGUCGUGACCUACCACUUGGUCCGUCUUCGCGAUCUGCUCCAUCAUCUUCAGGGACAUCUUCUUCAGGCUCUUCUGGACAGUCGUCCUCUAGAGGAUUCGAUCCUUCCGGUGCCCUCGCGGCUUAUCAUCAACAUCGACAUGGCUUAGUAACUGGUCUAGGUCAUCCUCAUCAUCGGGAAUCAUCCGCUUUUGUACCCGUCGUACCUUCCAGAUUGCAUCUCGCUCCUUAUCCCGGCGAGAUGCAUCCUCAUCUUCCCGGAUUACCACCUUCCUCGUCUACCAGCGGAAAUUCGGAUCAUGAAGUUGGUCCCGAACAAUCAGUGGCUAGAAAAGGAUCGUCCAGUUACGAAAUUAUGGCCAUGAUGGCCGAUAAAAGAAAAGAAUUGGCAGCGAGAGCUCUACUUCUUCCACCGCCACCUCUUUUGGAACCACCACCUGGAUACCCAGUUUUUGCAGGUCCUUUUCCUGGUAGUUCUGCUCUCUAUCCUCCGGGUGGACCAUUGGCUCAUCAGCAUCUCGAUCGAAGAUUAUUGAGAGCUCCCGGCAGAGCAUCCAGGCCGAAAAAGCAAUUUAUAUGUAAAUUUUGUAACCGUCAGUUCACGAAAUCCUAUAAUCUUCUCAUUCACGAAAGGACACAUACGGAUGAGAGACCGUACUCGUGCGAUAUUUGCGGUAAGGCCUUCAGACGGCAGGAUCAUCUUCGAGAUCACAGGUAUAUCCAUAGCAAAGAGAAACCGUUCAAAUGUGGCGAGUGUGGCAAAGGUUUCUGUCAAAGUCGCACUUUGGCUGUACAUAAGAUUCUUCAUAUGGAGGAAUCACCACAUAAGUGUCCGGUAUGCGCGAGAAGUUUCAAUCAACGCAGUAACCUAAAGACUCAUCUUUUGACACAUACGGAUCACAAACCAUACGAAUGUACGUCCUGCGGAAAAGUUUUCCGUAGGAAUUGUGACCUCAGGAGGCAUGCACUGACUCAUGCGGUUGGUGACGUUCCUCCAGAGGCUUUGGAAGAGGCACUUAGGGACGAUGAUAGUCCAGAAGAAGAUUGUGGUCCGGAAUCAGGUUCAUCCAUACCUUCGUCUUCUUCGACGAAUUCAUCGCUAGCAAGCACGUCGGCGAGUACUUCUGGUUAUCAAACUCAAGCCCAAUCGAUACCAGGCCCACCACCACCACCACCUCCAGCAUCAACAGCAGCACCUGUAUCUGCACCAACAUCAGCACCAACUCCAUCGACAGCAUCAGCACCAACUCCGGUACCAGCUCCUCCGCUUCGACAGAGGCCUCAAUUACAGAUCAGAAGAGAUCUCUUGCCUACCGUAAAACCUUCCACGAUAACCAGCAGUAGUUCAACUCAUUCCAAUACGCAAAAUCCUCCAGCACCUUUGCCACCACCUCCUCCUCUGAUACUCUCGUCGUAUCGUCGAAGACUCGGUUCACCAGGUCCAUCGAGAGUUUUCUUAGAACUUCAGGAACGAGAACGUGAAAGAGAGCGGGAAAUGAAACAAAACAGAGAAAGAGAUCGUGAAAGAGAACGCGAAGAAGAAAUUGAAAGGCCACCAAGAGCACCCACUCCACAGCCACCUCCACCACCCAGGCCUGCACCUACCAGGCAAGGAUUCACGAUCGCCGAUAUCAUGCGUCGAUAGAAAAUUAUUGUAUUAUACCAAUUCUAUCGAACGUUCUCUAACGAAAAGAAUAAUUCGAAAGUAAUUGAAGAUCAAACAAUUAUCUACAUCCUACGUCUUCCGUACUUAUAUUUUCCAACUGUACAUAUACGAUGUGUUCCUUUGAGAACACAUACAACUUUAACGACCAUUAUUAUUAUGUGCCAGCGAAGUUAUAUCUCUAGUCGCGGUGCCCAUACGAUUUGGAUUUUAUCAGCGUCAUCUAAAAAGAUUUAAAAAAGUAUUGCCGAAGCGUGCCUUUUUACGUUAGUCAAACAUUUAAAAGUUAAAAAAAGAUAUAUUGAUAUGGUUUUUGAAAAUACACAGUCUUUUAGCAAGUAAAUUGGAUGAUAAGAAGUGGAACUAUUAUCGGAAUAACGAAAAUGUGCCUUUUGUACGAAUGUACUACUUAUCAUUCAUUUUACAUUAAUCGACUAAAUAUUUGGGAUAUAGUACUGAUCGUCCUGUAGAAGAUACAUGAAGAAUCGAAUAGUAAAUAGUGAAAAGGAAUAAAAUGGAGAAAAAGAAAAAAGAAGAAGAAAGAAAUAAAAAGAAAAGACAAUAAGCCAAAGUGCUUUGUCUCUCGUAAAUUUUGGAGAAGGGGUAAUGCAAAUUUCGUGGUCACGGUAGAACCUGUGCCACUGUUGCCACGAUGGUAGCAGGUGCAAUACGGUGUCGAAACUACUUGAAUCCCACUUUUAGUACUACCUGCUCCUGCUCGCAUCUAAAAAUAUUCCGACCCUCGACGAAUGCUGCCUUCUUUUUUCCCUUUGCUCCUGAGAGAGGAACCAUUAAGGGUCCUUUUGUGUUCGACCACAAAAAGGACCUUUGUGUCUGUGUUAUGCGACCGACCAAAACUAUAUUUUCUUCUCAGUAAAUCCUGUAAAAAUUCUAGGAUGAGAGAGAAAGAAAAUUAUUUUUCUUCUUUUUCUUUUUUUUUUUCUUUUUUUUUUUUUUUUCUUUAUUCUUUUCUUCUGGAUAAGUGUAUUCGUGUUUACCGAAACUUCGAACAUUAGGGAUGAUAAAUCUUGAAUGAAAAUUAUUAUAUUCGAGAGAAACAAGAAAGACACCGAUGUCUUCCAUUUUAAAGAAAAUCAUUUUAUUCGGAAUCAUUAAGACGACAGAUCUGUUAAAAAUAGGUCGAAAAUUAUUACAGCGUUGUACUAUUAUUGAUAAUGGACAACACAGUAUAUAGGAAUUUAAUUCCGCGUUUGUGUUAUCUCCCAAGAGAAUGGGAAUUAAAAUGAGGAUUUUUUUUUAGAGAGAGAGUGUAUAGUGAUAUCUACGAUGUACAAUGUACUACGUACAAUGACGGCCGUCCAAGCGAUAAUUUACAAAAGCACAAAGACGAGCUAAAUCUCCUGUUAUUUUAUACGUUUUCUGUUUAUGCUCAACAUAAAUAUCUAUAUUUUUAGAUUUAUACGUGCGUUAAGUAAGUUUGUAAAUUAUAUAUUAAGACAGAUGAAAAAUAAAAGAUACUACACAAAUACAAACAUAAGGCAACAUUGAAAAGAGCAACAAGUUGCUAAGUUUCUCUUACCUAUACCCGCAGAAUCAUUCAAAAGACAUCUAACAAAACAUCUAUAAAUUUACAUAAUCGUAAAUUAUUAAAAAAAAAUUAAACUACGAUAUCAUUAUUUCCGUGAAUAGACUGCGUAGAUCUAUGCUUUACAUAGUAGCAUUAGAGAAUAAUGUCUUUGUAUCGUAAAACUAGUAUAAUAAUGUUCGUAUUAAUUUUAUAAUAUGUAUUAAUAAUAAUGAAUAAGAGUACUUGCGAGAAACUACUGUACCUACAAUUAAUCAUUUAGUAUUUCUUCAUUCGAUAAAGAAAUUAUAUU